Mesocricetus auratus (golden hamster) is the source of this 959-nucleotide messenger RNA. It is a transcript of the gene Tbcb, whose product is annotated as tubulin folding cofactor B. Gene Ontology annotation, molecular function: alpha-tubulin binding; microtubule plus-end binding. The transcript is spliced from 6 exons. NCBI's taxonomy places the organism in Eukaryota, Metazoa, Chordata, Mammalia, Rodentia, Cricetidae. The coding region runs from base 85 to 813 and encodes 242 amino acids. Gene Ontology annotation, biological process: tubulin complex assembly; cytoplasmic microtubule organization; post-chaperonin tubulin folding pathway. Gene Ontology annotation, cellular component: cytoplasm; microtubule plus-end; nucleus. The record is from RefSeq and is a predicted model, not a curated record.
GAUCUCCCAGAAGCAGCGGCGGCCCCUGCGGAGCCGGUGUGAGACGGCUGAACGGGACCGCGGGCCGCUCCCGGGCGCGGCGAGAUGGAGGUGAUCUCGGCGCCCACGGUGACGGUCUUCAUCAGCAGCUCUCUCAACACCUUCCGCUCGGAGAAGCGGUACAAUCGCAGCCUUACCAUCGCGGAGUUCAAGUGUAAACUAGAACUGGUGGUGGGCAGUCCCGCUUCGUGCAUGGAACUGGAGCUGUACGGCCCCGACGACAAGCUCUGCUGCAAGUUGGAUCGAGAGGAUGCGCUGCUGGGCUCCUAUCCUGUGGAUGACGGCUGCCGCAUCCACGUCAUUGACCACAGUGGCGGCCAACUUGGAGAAUAUGAAGACGUGUCCAGGGUGGAGAAGUAUGAGCUCUCAUCAGAAGCUUAUGACCAGAGGCAAAAUACAGUUCGAUCCUUCUUGAAGCGCAGCAAGGUAGGCCCAUACAAUGAAGAGCUUCGGGCGCAGCAGAAGGCGGAAGCCGCCCAGCGCCUCAGCGAGGAGGAGGCCCAAGCCAGUGCCAUCUCUGUGGGUAGCCGUUGUGAGGUGCAGCCACCUGGCCAAUCCCUUCGCCGGGGCACUGUCAUGUAUGUAGGACUCACAGAUUUCAAGCCAGGCUACUGGGUUGGUAUCCGAUACGAUGAGCCCUUGGGGAAAAACGAUGGCAGUGUGAAUGGGAAACGCUACUUUGAAUGCGAGGCCAAGUACGGUGCCUUUGUCAAGCCAUCGGCUGUCACCGUGGGAGAUUUCCCAGAGGAGGACUACGGCUUGGAUGAGAUGUGACACUGAAGGGAACAUCUCCUGACCCGACCCCUGACAGAGCCCCUUUGUCUGUAUGCCUGUGGCCCCUUUCCUCAGACCCUGUUUAAUUGUAUUCACUUCUCUGCCAUUGACAUUUCAGAUCUGUGCAUUAAAUUAAUCCAGGAGAA